AUGGUUGAAUCAAAUGCUGGACAUAAUUUGAAACAAGAUUUAGUUGAAAAACAUCGAAAUGUUAUCGGACAGCAGCAUCCUAUUAUUAUUGUUAAUAGUAAUAAAGAUCAAAAUAAAAUAUUCGAGCAAAGUUUUUCGGAAUAUAGUCGUAUUACCAAUCGACCUUUAUAUGUAUUCGAUAAUGUGGAUGAAUGCUGCGAUUUUGUAUAUGAACAAGCAUCUUCUAAUGAAGAAGCCAAAUGCAUUGUGCUAGUACAAGAUCAAUUUGCAAACGAACUUAUUCCUUCUAUUGUUCAUGCGGAACAAAUUGAAGAUAUUAUUAUUCUCAAUGAAAAUCCUCCGUGUCAACAAGAAAGAGAAUCGAUGAGAGAAUAUACCAAAGUACGUGAGUCAACGAAAUCAUAUUUUCUCUAG
This is a messenger RNA of Adineta steineri, 414 nucleotides long. The record is from the annotation of a GenBank genome assembly. NCBI's taxonomy places the organism in Eukaryota, Metazoa, Rotifera, Eurotatoria, Adinetida, Adinetidae.